Molecule: messenger RNA, 669 nt
Organism: Sclerotinia borealis F-4128
Lineage: Eukaryota; Fungi; Ascomycota; Leotiomycetes; Helotiales; Sclerotiniaceae
Source: the annotation of a GenBank genome assembly
AUGUUUCGAUUGACAUAUCAAGCUCGGGCUACCGCCUAUGCGGCUGCCCAACUUAUACUUCACAACAAGAGCAUCCCUUCCACUCGCUCCGUGCACAACGUAAAGCUGUUGGGACUCCACAAUCAACUCCAUCAACCCGCUCCGGAGAUGCUGCGACUUCAUGGUCUUAGACUCCAUGGAGCUUCUGUCCCAAAUGUCGGUACUCGUCAAGUUCAGCAAGGGGUCGAUGUCGCGUUUUAUAAGGCUACCAUGAAAACUUUCAAGCUGAAGGACUUGCACAACACCCUUCAUCCGGCACCCGCUGAAAAGUUAUCGUUCCGUGGAUUGUGCCUCCAUGACCAUGCUAGAUUUGGCCAGCCAAUGAUUAAAGCGGAUCCAAAGACAAUUGCCGAAAUGUUCCCGCAGCUCACUUCCGAUCAACAGAUGGCCACGAAGAGCAAGCCAAUUGAUUCAGGGAGAAACAUCGACAUUUGGAUGGAGAUGUUCACUAGAUACCCGGUUGAGAGCAGAGCUUUUUUUAAUGCAUUUCCCAAGAACAAAGUAUCCCUCCUCGAUUACUUUACUGCAGCUGGUGUGGAUUUUGAUUAUGUUCCACCGGGGUAUACUGGUCGUCCCAAGGAAGAAUUACGAUCAAGCCAAGAUGACGGAAACCAAACGUCGGGUUCUUAG